AGUAAAAUAAAAUAAAAUCAAAAUCCUUAAGACAAGAUUGGACCCAUGCGGUGACUCAACUACCAUCUAUAAAAUAAGCUAAGAAAUAAGAAACUAAUAGGUCGAGGUUGGCCUAUUCGUACAAGUGACUUCUUGUAUCUAUCAAAAAAGCCAAGUGUUUUUAAUAGUCUGGACUAUCAUGUCUCCUUUCAAUCUUCAGACCUGUGCAAGGUCCAAUAUUCUAGCGUUGGAACCGUACCGCUGUGCGCGAGAUGACUACAAGGACGACGGUACAAACAUUCUUCUUGAUGCCAACGAGAAUGCUCUUGGACCGCCCUUGACAGCGGAUGCUGUAUCAGCUGUGUCGAAGGGCUCCGGGGUCGAGAUAGACUUCCUGGGACUGCACAGGUAUCCAGAUCCGCACCAACGGGAUCUAAAGCAGCUGCUCUGCAAUCUGCGGAACACUCACCACCACACAGACAAAAACAUAACACCGGACAACCUGUUUGUCGGCGUUGGCAGCGAUGAGGCUAUCGAUGCGCUGCUGAGAUGUUUCUGUGUUCCCGGUCGGGACCGCAUUUUGGUAUGUCCUCCAACGUACGGCAUGUACUCCGUGUCAGCACAGGUCAACGAUGUUGGACUGGUCAAAGUUCCUCUUUUGCCGGCUCCGACGUUUGGAGUUGACGUAGCUAAAGUACUAGAGGCGCUCUCGACGGAGCAGAAUAUCAAGCUUAUCUACUUGUGCUCACCGGGAAACCCGACCGGCUCGCUACUGGCUAAGGAGGAUAUAAAGCAGAUUUUAGAGCACCCAACGUGGAACGGCAUAGUAGUCGUUGAUGAGGCAUACGUCGACUUUGCGCCCGAAGGUAGUUCGUUGGCGGAAUGGGUUGCCGAAUGGCCUAACCUAGUCGUCAUGCAGACGCUCUCAAAGGCGUUCGGUAUGGCGGGCAUCCGGCUUGGAGCAGCGUUCGCAGCGCCGCCGGUCGCGCAACUCCUCAACAACAUCAAAGCGCCAUACAAUGUCUCCAGCCCAACUAGCGCAUUGGCAUCAUACGUAGCUUCAGACGAAGGCUUAGCGACGAUGCGCGCAAACAGGGAGAAGAUUGUGCAACAAAGGGAGAGGUUACUCAAGGAACUACCUAAAAUUAAGGGUGUAGGACGGCUGCGCGGCGGAACGAGCAGUAACUUCCUGCUUUUCGAGAUGCUGAACGCGGAGGGCAGGCCGGAUAAUGUGACCGCGCUGGCGGUGUACGAGACGCUGGCGGAGAAUAAAGGCGUCGUGGUGCGGUUUAGGGGUAAGGAGCACGGGUGUCUAGGAUGCUUACGAGUCACGGUCGGGACGGAAGACGAGGUCACUAGAUUCCUUAAAGCUAUAGAACAGGCGCUUUCUGAGAUCAACGGGCACAAGACGGAGGUACCGGCAGACGAGGCGAAAAGAGAGGCUGAGGCGAAUGGUGUUGUGGGAUAGACGAUUGAGUGGUUAAGAUAAAAAAAGGUCUAGAUAGAUGAAAAGGGGUUUAUACAUUUAGGAGAGGAGGUUUGUUGCAUGGUUGAGUUUUACGUACUUCAUGAAAACUAGACAAAUUUCUAUAGCUAUGAUAAAAUAGAGAAGUCAUAUAUCUUAAA
Molecule: messenger RNA, 1605 nt
Organism: Daldinia loculata
Lineage: Eukaryota; Fungi; Ascomycota; Sordariomycetes; Xylariales; Hypoxylaceae
Product: histidinol-phosphate aminotransferase
Exons: 2
Coding region: 179-1447 (422 amino acids)
Biological process (GO): L-histidine biosynthetic process
Molecular function (GO): L-histidinol-phosphate:2-oxoglutarate transaminase activity; pyridoxal phosphate binding
Source: RefSeq, a predicted model, not a curated record